UUUCGGUUACAAAAGAGUGGCCAUCGAUAAGUCAACCACUUUCUGGCCACUCUGACGCUUACAAGAAAAUACAAAAGCCGAGAAUUGUCACACAUUUAUAUAUUUUACAACUAUUCCAUCAAAUAUUAAGUUAAGAUGGACGAAAUACGCAGCAGCAUGGACAAUAUGAUGGCGCAGUUCAACGACAGCGUCACCCACUCAGCGCCAAAGAAACUUCUCUUCAACCGGCUGUCCACAUCCUAUACAGAUGACUUUAUAGCUUCCCCAAAGAAGCGACGCUUGGACUCCUCCGACAACAAUCUGAACAGUACCGGGUCCUUAAACAGCUCCUUGAAUAGUUCCCUGGGUCCCUGGCAGAACAGCCAACUGCGCGCCGAUAUAAUCGAACUGAAGGCCAGGAACAGUCAACUACAGCACGAGGUGGAGCGACAGAUCAAGGAACACCGGCGGGCCAUGGCGGUGGCCGAGAGCAAGAGCACUGCCCUGAAGCAGCAGUGCGACAUAACCAGCAAGAAGAUGAUCGAGAUGGAGAGGAAUGUGCAGAUUAUGCGGAAGCGCGAAGUGGCGCUCAAAGAAGAGGCCUGCAGUGCCAGGGCAGAGUUGGCGCAGUUAAAAAUGAAGUUUGAUGACUCUAUAGAUUCGCUGCAGAAGGAAAAGUCCCAGCAGGAGGAGGACGCCCGCGACGUGCAGUUGUGCAUCAAUAACGACCUGGCCGAGUAUCGCCGGAUGGCUCAUCGUGCGGAUCUCGAACUGCAGGCCACGCGCACUGAGCUGGAGCGGUUCCGUCGCCGGCACGAUGAGUUCAAGGCACGGGUUUCCGGGCACGAAGACCUGCGCAGCGACUUCGAGAAGCAAUCCCAAAGCCUCAAGGCAGCCAACGAACGCAUCAAGGAGCUGGAGUAUGAGAUUCAGUCGUACAAUGACUGGAAGGAGGUCACCAAAGCCUCGCAGGAACGCUUGGCCAGUGUUCCGGACUUGCAGUCGGAAAUAGAACGACUCCGCCAUCACAAUAAGCACCUGAACACGCUCAUUGGGGACAAGUUGCUGCUUGAGGAGAAGGUGCAUGACUACAAGACUCGAUUAGACAGGGAGGAGGGCGCUCGAGCGGAGGCAGUCUCCCUGCAGGUGAAGCUGUCGCAUGUCGAGCAAGAACUCAAGGAGUGGGUUAAGGUGGCCCAGGACCACUGCCUGCCGAAUACGUUGGUGAGUCCGAUGGCCCUGCGGUCGCGCAUCGAGCAGCUGUUGCAAGAGGAUAUAGUGCACGUGGCUGAAAAGACGACCUCCGAGUCCGACACUAAGCAUUUGCAGGCCACAGUUCGCGAACUGGAACAAAAGUGCAGCGUCUACCUCAAGAACAUUGAAGAUCUCAACAUUGGCCUCAAACGCCACAAGAACUUCAAGGAGCGCCUGCAGCGGAAGUUGAUUACUGUCUCCAAGGAGCGCGACUUUUACAAGCAGAUGGUGGAGAACUUCGACAAGGACCUGACCAUGAGCAACACCAGCAUGGCGGACAUGACGCUGGACAUGCAGGUGCGCUACCGCAUGGAGGUCCUAGAACGCACCGUCACCGGCUACAAGGAUAUGUGUGCUACACUGGAGCGUGAGAUUCAGGCCAUGCGCCAGCAGGAGCAGCUGGCUGAACCGUCCGGCGAGGGCUACGACAGUGUCAAGAAAGAAUUGGACACACUGAGGUUGGAGAACGAUCGGCUGCGCAGGCGCAAGGAGGAAAUGGAGCUUGAGCUCAUGCACCGCUGCCUGCGCGGUGACUUCAACAUGAAGGAGUUUAAGGUGGUACACUUGUCAGAGAAUCCUGCCGCCGAAGCUUACGAAUCCUCCAAGAAUGUAAUGGAGAAGCUGCAGGCGGAAAUCGAGCGAUUGAAGCGGCGCAACAAGAAGCUGGAGGAUGAUCAGGAGCAGCGGCUGAAUGAGACCACCAGCACUGGAGGCAUGACAAUGAACUUCAAAGAGUUCAACCAGCUGCGGGCGGAGUUAGAGUCGGCGAAUGGCAAGAUGCGCAAGAUGAAGGAGUGCUUCAAAGCAGCCACCACCGAGUUCCGCGAUGUCUGCUACAUGCUAUUGGGAUAUAGGAUUGAUCGCAUCGGCGCCAAUAGCAAUUAUCGCAUUUCUAGUAUGUAUGCUGAAAGCCCGGAGGACUACCUGGACAUCACCCUCAACGAAUCGAAUUGCUUGGCUCUGCUGGAGUCUCCAUACUCCCGUACUCUGAAGCCAGCUAUUGACCAGCAGCUGGCCGCCAGUAACUCAUUCCCUGCAUUCUUUUCCGCCCUCACUCUGGAGCUGUUCCAGCGAGCCACAGUUACCAUAACUUAGCCCUACUAGAUAGUGAUUGCAUUAGGUUGGGCCACCUCGCCAGCCACCUCAUAGACUGUAUACGUGUGAAAACCAGAAUAUUAAUGUGUGUCAAAUGUAAUUUACUCUUCUGGCAAUGUUUAA
Messenger RNA from Drosophila ananassae, 2451 nucleotides. It is a transcript of the gene Mad1, whose product is annotated as mitotic spindle assembly checkpoint protein MAD1. Lineage: Eukaryota; Metazoa; Arthropoda; Insecta; Diptera; Drosophilidae. The transcript is spliced from 4 exons. Gene Ontology annotation, biological process: mitotic spindle assembly checkpoint signaling; attachment of mitotic spindle microtubules to kinetochore. The record is from RefSeq and is a predicted model, not a curated record. Bases 136 to 2328 code for a protein of 730 amino acids. Gene Ontology annotation, cellular component: mitotic spindle; nuclear envelope; kinetochore.